Messenger RNA from Zootoca vivipara (common lizard), 1954 nucleotides. It is a transcript of the gene PRPH, whose product is annotated as peripherin. NCBI's taxonomy places the organism in Eukaryota, Metazoa, Chordata, Lepidosauria, Squamata, Lacertidae. Gene Ontology annotation, cellular component: plasma membrane; type III intermediate filament; cytoplasm. Gene Ontology annotation, biological process: intermediate filament organization. The record is from RefSeq and is a predicted model, not a curated record. Gene Ontology annotation, molecular function: structural constituent of cytoskeleton.
AUGCCCCAGUCCGGUGUCAGGUCCGUCGUGGAUAAUCGAGGGGAUUUACUUUUUCAGAAACGUGCUCUGCUCUGCCUCUCCGACAACCGUGGGUGCCAUGCCGCGUGCCUGGCCCUGGCACCGAAAUUGGGAGAACCUGACAGCUAUGGACCGAGCAGGGCGGCUGGCCUGCGAUCCCACUCACCCUCCCCUCCUGCCCUCGAGAGCACCUUUGCAGAGCAGCCUGGGCGGGGUGGUUCCCUUUCCCAGACGACGGGGCUGCAAUGCGGGGCUCUGGGCCGCAUCCAAGAGAGGAGGAGCCUCCUUCUCCUGCUGCUGCUGCUGCCCCCCUCCCCCCUCCAGUUCGCGACUUGGGGGCCUAUAAAGCGGCAUCUCCGAAGGCGGCGCCUUCUUCCCCCGUCGAGAACUUCGCGGCUCCGUCCCAGCCUCGACGCCUCCUUUUCUCCUUCUCCAUCUCUCUCCGGGCACAGCCGCUGCGCCAUGAGCCACCACCACCACUCCGGCGGCGUCCGCGCCACCUCCUACCGCCGCACUUUCGGGCCGCCGCCCAUGCUGUCCCCGCUGUCGUACUCCUCGUCCCGCCUGGCUUCGUCCUCUUCGGCCACGCGGCUGCUGAGCACGCCCUCGACGGCGGCAUCCUUGCGCUCCUACCGGGCCGGCGGCGGCGCGGUGACCUUCCGCUCCUCCAGCGCGCCGGCUCCGCGCUACGCCUACGGGGCUGCCGAGAAGUUGGACUUCUCGGUAGCCGAGGCGCUGAACCAGGAGUUCCUGGCCACGCGGAGCAAUGAGAAGCAGGAGCUGCAGGAGCUCAACGACCGCUUCGCCAGCUUCAUCGAGAAAGUGCGCUACCUGGAGACGCAGAACGCGGCGCUGCUGGCCGAGCUGGGCCACGCGCGCUCCAAGGAGACCACGCGCGCCGGCGACCUCUUCCAAGAUGAGCUCCGCGAGCUCCGCAGGCAGGUGGACGCGCUGGGCAAGGAUCGCGACCGCCUGCAGGUCGAGAGGGACAACAUGGCCGAGGAUCUGGCCGCCCUCAAGCAGAGGCUGGAUGAGGAAAUGCACAAGCGCGAAGAUGCUGAAGGGAACCUGGUUUUGUUCCGCAAGGAUGUGGACGAUGCCACCCUCUCGCGCCUGGAGCUGGAGCGCAAGAUCGAAUCCCUCAUGGAUGAAAUUGAAUUCCUCAAGAAACUGCAUGAAGAGGAGCUACACGACAUGCAGGUGAGCAUGCACAGCCAGCAGCAGGUGCAAGUGGAGGUGGAGCAGGCCAAGCCGGACCUGACAGCCGCCCUGCGGGACAUCCGUACCCAGUAUGAGAGCAUCGCGGUCAAGAACCUGCAGGAGGCCGAGGAGUGGUACAAAUCCAAGUUUGCUGACCUGUCGGACGCAGCCAACCGGAACCACGAAGCACUUCGCCAGGCCAAGCAGGAGAUGAACGAAUCCCGGCGCCAGAUCCAGAGCCUCACCUGCGAAGUGGAUGGACUCAAAGGAACGAAUGAAGCUUUGCUGAGGCAGAUGCGAGACCUGGAGGACCAAUACGGGGUGGAGAUGGGCUCGUACCAGGACACAGUGGCACGGCUAGAGCAGGAGAUCCAACACCUGAAGGAAGAGAUGUCACGGCACUUGCGGGAGUACCAGGACCUGCUGAAUGUCAAGAUGGCCCUCGACAUCGAGAUUGCCACCUACCGCAAGCUGCUGGAGGGGGAGGAGAGCAGGAUUGCAGUGCCGGUUCAGUCCAUGGCCUCCUUCGGCUUCAGAACGACAGUUUCAGAGCCAGAGCCAGCGGUGGACAGCCACUCUAGGAAGACUGUGCUGAUCAAAACCAUUGAGACCCGGGAUGGAGAGGUGGUGACUGAAUCGAGGAAAGAGCAGAGAUCUGAGAUAGAGAAGUGAUGGGGGGGGGGGAAAGAGUCCCAGGCACCUCCUCCCUCCCUCCCCUCACCCCCAAUGCUGUGGA